This is a messenger RNA of Oreochromis niloticus (Nile tilapia), 2314 nucleotides long. RefSeq names its product deoxyribonuclease-1-like. Lineage: Eukaryota; Metazoa; Chordata; Actinopteri; Cichliformes; Cichlidae. The transcript is spliced from 5 exons. The record is from RefSeq and is a predicted model, not a curated record. Gene Ontology annotation, cellular component: nucleus. Gene Ontology annotation, biological process: DNA catabolic process. Gene Ontology annotation, molecular function: DNA binding; deoxyribonuclease I activity. The coding region runs from base 1083 to 1577 and encodes 164 amino acids.
CUGAACUACAGUUAUGUCUGUUUUUGAACAGGGGGAACAGAUCUCGUCCAUACAGGAUGGAGAUCAGUGCCCAAGUAGGACGAAAGUCCUACAGGGAGCAGUUUGUCUUCUUCUACAGGUACAAUCAUCUGACAUUCAUAUGUUUCAAAGAUGUCUCACAUGUCCGGAAUUAUAAAGCUCAAAUCUGUCAAGACAGAUCAUUGCAUUUAGGAGAAGAUUUUAAGGAAAAUAAAACAUUUUUUAAAAAGUUCAAGAUAAUCCUCAGAAAUUAUUUCAGAUAUUCUUUAAACCAAAACAUUAACUUUUAUUCUUCCACCGUCCAUUUUAUGCCACUUAUCUGGGUCCAGAAUGCAGGAGCAACAGUCUAAGGAGAGACUCUUCAACAUUGAUUGCAUUAGAUAUUUUUUCCUUUAAAAGAAAUAAAAGCACUCUAUGAAUGUUUAAGAGGAUAGGUGAACAUGGCUUUUAGAAAAACCACCUCCUCUCCCUCACCUACUCCAGCUGUUCUGGAAGGACACGGAGGCGUUCCCCAGCCAGCAGAAAGACAUGAUCUCUUCAGUGUGGGUCUCCUCCAGGGUCCUCUCCCAACACUUUACAGAGGAGGCAUCCCGGAGGUAACCGAUGCAUCUACUCUGGGUCCCUCCUCGCCUCUGAGGCUGAACUCAGGUGCUCUUCAGAGGAAGCUCAUUUCUACUGCUUGCAUCUAUUCUCUCAAUUAGUACCUAUAAGUGAGGUUUGGAACAUAAAUUAGCUGGUAAACUGAGAGCUUUACUUUCACGUUCAGCACUCUUCACUAGAAGAGCGGUACAGCAUCCACAUUACUACAGACACUACACCAGCCUGUCUGUCCCCAACACCCCGACACACUAAGAGUCAAAAACCUGGAGUGGGGACUCCGCCCUAUUCCUGGCCUCAGACUUCACUUGCACAGCACAAGAUUCACAACAAUAAGCAACUUCUCAUGAUAUAAGUCAUCGCAGUUUGGGCUGAGACCUUGGCUAUAUGUUAGCAUGAGGGAAACAGAUGUGUAUGUAUUUUCUGUCUCAGACAGGAUGAAAUGAGUGUGAUUGACCGUUACCAGUAUGAAGAAGAAAACGAAGACGUGCUUGCCAGAGAGCCCUUUAUUGUGCAGUUUCGCCGCCGUUCAGCCAGACGUAUUUGUGAAGAAGCUUGUUCUGAUUCCCGUCCACACCAAACCAAAGGAUGCUGAACAUGAGCUGCGUGCUCUUCAUAAUGUGGUCCAAGAUGCAAGAAGGAGAUGGGGCACUAAUAGCAUCAUGAUUUUGGGGGACUUCAAUGCAGAUGGACGUUACCUGUCAAGUACUAAAAGGACAAACAUCAGAAUGAGCUCUCGUCCCUACUUUUGGUUGAUAGAUGAAGACGCUGACACCACUACUAGUGACCUUAAUGACCAUACAUAUGACAGGAUUGUUGUGUUUGGAAAGAGGAUGAAUGACCCAGCUGUUCCUGGCUCUGCAAAGCCUUUCAACUUCAAAAGAGCGUACCGCCUAAAUGAUGACACAACUCGAUCCGUCAGUGACCACUACCCAGUGGAGGUGGAGCUUCGGGACAAUUAACGUAUGAAGAAUUAUAGAAAAAAGCUUUAUUUUUACAUUGAGAACCUGCCUUGAAGUGAGAUAGCAAACAAAUUUCACCUCCAGUUUUAUAAUCAGGAACCAUGUAUGUGUUUUUCUUAUAUGUGUAAUUAAGUAACGGUUCAUGUUAAAAUAGUUUUUCUGUCUUUUUUUCACAUUAUGUACAAUUUUAUGCCAAAGAACAGUAAAUGAGGCACUCUACCUUUUAGUAAAAUUAACAACUUUAUUUUUGGAGGAACUUCAUAGAAAAAAACAGGAUUGCAACCGACACAAUGCAAAUAAACCUUUACAUCCACGCACAACUUGUUUUGUUUUUCUGUCAUGUUCAAUUUUAUGCAACGACUGGACAAGUGGAGCAUGAAUUGUCAGGGUUCCUGGGUCAGUGACUCAGUGUUUUCAGCUUGUUCAGGUUCAGUGUAUUUUGUCACUCGUUCUCAUUUUCUGUUGUUCUGUUCCUGUUACUUGUAUGUAUCAUUAGUUAGAUUAUGUUCACCGGUCUCUAAUCACUAAUCAUUCAGUCUGUGUAUUUAAGUCCCUCAGUUUCAUCAGUUCAUUGUCGUGUCAUUGUUGUAGAUGUUAGGUUGUCACCGUAUGCUUUGCUCAUUCAAUCAGUCAUUCAGUCAUUCAGUCCGUCCGUCCGUCUGUCCGUCCGUCAGCCAUUUCCUGCCCCUGUUCUGUUCAUUCACUCCAUCUGCAAUAGACACCAGCUUUCACCGCGA